This is a messenger RNA of Daldinia vernicosa, 427 nucleotides long. RefSeq lists its product as uncharacterized. Lineage: Eukaryota; Fungi; Ascomycota; Sordariomycetes; Xylariales; Hypoxylaceae. Gene Ontology annotation, molecular function: RNA polymerase II cis-regulatory region sequence-specific DNA binding; DNA-binding transcription factor activity, RNA polymerase II-specific. The record is from RefSeq and is a predicted model, not a curated record. Gene Ontology annotation, biological process: regulation of transcription by RNA polymerase II. The annotation marks the transcript as partial. The transcript has a single exon.
CAUGUCGCCGCGAUUAAAAUUGGAAAGCAAUAACUCGGAUGAGUCCAAUUUGUCGGCCGUUGCGGCUUAUUACAUCCCUCAGGAGCGCAGGACACGAGAGCCCGAAAUGUUAGACAGCUCCAGUAGCACGUCUCAGUUUGAGAACGAGAACGAGAACAAGAAGGCGAAGAAUCGAAUGGCCGCGCGAAAAUGUAGGCGGAAAGCUAAGAACAAGGCUAAGUUACUUCAGGAUACGAGUUUGAAAUUAUCACAGAAGAACGAAAAUCUCAGAGCCACUGUAAACGGUCUGCGGAAUGAAGUUAUCAACCUGAAGAAUGAUAUCUUAACGCACGGGACUCUAUGUCAGAGUGAGCCGAUCCAAAACUACCUCACCAAUGCAAUCAACAGCACGGUCGAGAAAUACCAGAGUUGAGCUCCUCUUGUCGAC